Bombus huntii is the source of this 4400-nucleotide messenger RNA. RefSeq names its product tyrosine kinase receptor Cad96Ca (gene Cad96Ca). Gene Ontology annotation, biological process: cell surface receptor protein tyrosine kinase signaling pathway; positive regulation of kinase activity; homophilic cell-cell adhesion. The record is from RefSeq and is a predicted model, not a curated record. Gene Ontology annotation, molecular function: transmembrane receptor protein tyrosine kinase activity; ATP binding; calcium ion binding. Gene Ontology annotation, cellular component: membrane; signaling receptor complex. Lineage: Eukaryota; Metazoa; Arthropoda; Insecta; Hymenoptera; Apidae. The transcript has 8 exons. The coding region runs from base 951 to 3023 and encodes 690 amino acids.
AACUGUUUGACUAAACAACUAUCGAGGGAAAAAUGCACUACACGAUUCUCAAGAUACUACGCCAAUGGCAUGCGUUCUUACAGUUUGAUCGGCAUGGCUGCCGCGGCACUCGUGAACAGAUCGCGUCGCGCCGCAGGUAGAGUCAGUUUGAUCCGCGAGCGGCAUCAUUGCGGAGUCGAAAGGCUCUAAACGCGAACAAUUUCAUUUCAAAGAUGCGCAAGAUCGGUUCCCCAAAUUUGGGUCAAUGAUCCAACCAGUAAACUGUCAAUUCUUUUCUUAAAUUUAAAAUCAGUAUAAAGUGAUCGAGAAACCGAUUGACAGGAGUAUAAUGUUGUCCGCGUUAAGGUGAACGAGAAUCGUGAUGAGCUUGGAGACGACGUUGAUGCCUAUUACGGCACCGAUCGAGGUCGAUAGAUUCCAAGCGUUUUUCGAAAUUCACGUCAGUGACGAUUUGCCAAUUGCAUUCAGUGCAUUCGUAAUUGGUGUUUUGCUGUAGUCGUUCUAAAAACCUGUGCCGGUUAAUUAUCCGACUCGAGAGAAAGUCGAUGGCUACUUUGCGUGCUCCGACCGGUCGACAGAUACCUAACGCGGCGAUUCUAACUUGGGUGAAACUUUUGAGCUGGUGUUUUCAACUUAUGUGACUAAUAAAAUAAAAAAUUUUAAUACUUUACAUUAAUUAAACUAAAAAGAUUCGAAUUUGUAACAUAAAUUUCAUCACAGAAACGUGUGUGUAUUGCGGUUACAAGUGAAAAGUUCAUAAAACAUAAAAGAAAUCAUGUGUAAAAAUUGUUUCGAGAUUUUCAAAGAAGGAAACGUUUGUUGUAAAUAAUCGAGGAAUGCGUAUUGCGCGGAUUUGCAAAUGUUCCACAUCGUACCUAGUGAUCGGCAUCAGGUAUGAAGAAAUCGACAAGUCAUCGCAAAAAAGAAUAACAACAAAUGCGUUUGUAUAAAUGACAAAUGCGUGUUUGUAUAGACGCAAUUGGUCGUGCAACCAUUUGAUAAAUGUCAUCGAGGGAACUAACUAUCAAAGUGUUUCGGUUUACCGUGGCUCGGUUCGAGCAUAUCGAACCAUGUAUCGGCGAGUUGAAUGCGGUCCCGUUGACAUUUCACGUAUCGUAGACCAAUGUAGCGCGAUGUUUGUCAGAUUGACCAUCGUUAUUGCGGCGCUAUGCCUGUGGAAUGGAGUUGAAAGUCAGUUCAGCGACAACACACCUCCUGUAAUGUGGAUAGAUCGAAAUUUGGUGCUUCUGGAUACAGAACCAGUAGGAAGUGUGGUGACUAGAGCCCGUGCGGAAGACAACGAACAAGAUCAGCUAACUUAUGGCUUGGAACCUCUUGGACACAACUACAACGGAAAUGACAGUCCGCAACCGCCGCUUCCUUUCUUCAUCGACAAUAGCACCGGCAUUAUCUACGUUAAUGAAACGCUCAAAGGCAAAGGAGGGCAGAACCUGUUCCUUUACGUGACCGUCUCCGACGGUCAGCUCACGACAAAGACCGAAGUCUACGUCACUAUCAAGAACACUUCGGGUCCCAAGGAACCCGACUGGACCAGGAGCCCUGUAGGUUCUGCUGGCAGAAGACGGCCGCCAUUGUUACCAGGAGUAGUUCCUGGACAGGGAUUAUUCCGUAAAUUGGGGAUACCGCCGUCACCAGUGGCUGUGCCACCCAGUAUUCCGAAAACGACGAAGUUACAGCCUGAAGACGCGAAGCAGUCCGAGGUUGAUCCCGGUCCUGGCACCACCGGUGUUCCGCAACAGCCCAUGGAGGAGAACGAGGUCGAGGGGCCACCUCUUAGCUCGAAAAUUGCACCUGCCGAGGCACCGCCUUCCCAAGAUAUAGCGAUGACGUUGGUACCAGUCACGGCGGUCUGCGUGCUCGUCGUGGGCCUCGGUAUGGGUGCGUGGUCCCUGAGAAACAAAUUUUGCAGGAAUCGGAAAUCCAAAGAAGACACGAAAGAACAAGCUUCAGUCAGUGUCUCAAAUAUAUCAGACGAUCCAUCGCUUGUCUUAAAAAGAUGGCGAGGGCCAAAAGCGCAUAACAAUCGGUAUGAACCCUGGGAAAAAGAGAAUCAAAGUGCACAGAACAAACAAGAAGACAAAUGGGAAUUUCCACGGCAUCGUUUAAAGGUCUUUAAUAUCCUUGGCGAAGGUUGCUUUGGUCAAGUGUGGAAAUGCGAGGCCUUAGAUAUUGAUGGGAAAUCAGGAGCAACUAUCGUGGCGGUGAAGACGUUGAAAGAAAAUGCCACUGAAAGAGAGCGGCUAGAUCUUGCACAAGAGUUACGAGUCAUGAAAAAUUUGGAUCCCCAUCCCAACGUAGUCAGAUUGUUAGGUUGCUGUACAGAGCGCGAACCGAUGUUCGUGAUUUUAGAAUACGUAAGCGGUGGAAAGCUACAGAGCUUUCUAAGAGCAUCUAGAGAAGAAAGAAAUCAUGGUGGACCCGGAUUGACGUCCAGGGACUUAACUGGAUUUGUUUACCAGAUAGCCAAAGGUAUGGAAUAUUUGGCUUCGAAAGGAAUUAUACAUAGAGAUCUAGCCGCGAGAAAUAUAUUGAUAGACGAGAAUCAUGCGUGCAAAGUCGCAGACUUCGGAUUUGCCAGGGAUGUGGCUGCUAAUCAAAUAUACGAAAGGAAGUCCGAAGGUCGGCUGCCCAUCAGAUGGAUGGCUCCGGAGAGUCUCUACGAUAACAUCUUUUCCGUGAAAUCGGAUAUAUGGAGUUUCGGUGUAUUAAUAUGGGAAAUUGUAACGCUGGGUUCUACGCCUUAUCCCGGCUUAGCCGCCGCAGAGGUAAUGAGGAGAAUCAAAGAGGGCUACAGGCUAGACAGGCCAGAACACUGCAAGAGAGAGCUUUAUAACAUUAUGUAUUAUUGCUGGGACAAAGAUCCAGCAUGUAGGCCAUCCUUUGGGGAACUCGUCAGUUUAGCAGAAGGCCUUUUACUCGACGAAACUGAUUACAUCGAAUUAGAUAGGUUCCCGGAUCAUUCGUAUUAUAAUGUGCUCAAUCUCAGCGGGGAGAAAUUGUAAAUGAUGUACUCAUAAUAGUAUAUUAAGUACAGUGUGUACCAUUGACAUUGGUCAAUUAUUCUCAAAUAAUAAAAAUCGUGUGCAGCUUUAAAGUACAGCUAAUAAAUAUUAUUCAGUUCGAAAGAUUUUAUUGAAUCAAGUACAGAAUACUAAAAUUUGGUUCUUAAAAAAUUGAUAUCUGCGUUAUUUCGUCAAACAUGACUGAUUUGUAUGAAUGUUCAAUAUUAUAAUUAGGUUUGUAAUUAUAAAUGACCCGAUUAUGUAGUUUUUCAAGUCUUUCAGUCUGUAAAUACGCAAAACAAUUUAUAAAUCCAUUUUGUUAUCAUGACUGGUUAAUGAAAUCCAAUAAUUGUACAUAAAUUCAUUACCAAUAUAGGUAUUUCAAAACCAGUUAACACUGAAAUUAAGUUAAUCAAGAAAUUACCUGAAUUAUGUCAAGUUGUAUAUAAUAUAACAAACGAAACUUCUGAACGUUUCACACGUUGAACGAAUUACAAGUAUGGAUUCCGAAGAGAAACGAACGUCGUGAACUAGUCAGAGUUCAAAUAAAUUUUUAAUUUAUAUUUGCAUUAAACUUUACGCACAAAUAAGCAUACUAUAUUCUAGAAAUUAUAUGAAAAGAAACGAUAUGAAAUUCAAUAAUUGAAUGCAGAGAAAACGUUAUGUACUAGUUAAGAAACAAUUACUCAAAUAAUGAGAACUUUUUAUAUAUCGUCGUUCAAGUUUAACAGUGAUGCAAUUGCAAAACAGUGAUUUUUCAGGAGACGGGAAACACUAAUUUCAUUUAUUAAAGCUUAUAAUUAAACAACAAAGGAAAUAUUUUAUUAUGUUGAUAAACAAUAUUGUUGGCAUCCUAUAAUUACUUUUAAAUAAAUAUAUUAUUUUGGUCAGAAUAAAUGUCUGCGAUGCAACUAACACUUACGUCAAUAUUACCACAGAGUGCGACAGAAAUAACGAAUAUUUCUGUAACACUCAACGUCACUUAAGGAAAGGACCGUUCGUUUAUUUGGACGUGCGCGCAUUUAAUAUCGCGACUAUUUCGUUAUUAAGGAGAAAUUGAACUUUUGAUUGACGCGAGCGAGAUCGAUAAAACUGUUGCGGGAUAAAUUGUUGCUACUGCACUCAUAGCCUUACCUAGCAUCAGUGGACCAGAACAUUCGGAAAAUUAUGAAACUUUCAUACUGAAGAGAGAUUAGAUCCUGAUAUAUCUGAGACUAGUAAUGUACUUACCUUAAAAUUUAUAAAUUUGCAAUUACGUCAUUAUUACGUUGCAACAGCGAUAUAUAUUGGUGCAAAUUGUACAUAUGUAUUAAGUAAGAUCUUUUGUAAGUUAUUGUAUAGUUAUUUUUUAUAAAAAUAAAUCACUCAGUACUGCAA